AGUCGUGGAUUUUUGAGUACGACCCGGAGACAAAAAGACAGAGUUCAGAGUGGCACACUCCAUCGUCGCCCCGCCCCAAGAAGGCACGCAUGAGCAAAUCCAGAAUCAAAACCAUGCUCAUUGUCUUCUUUGACGUCAGAGGCAUUGUUCACCAUGAAUUCGUACCUACAGGGACCACUGUGAACGCAGCUUUCUACUUGGAAGUGCUAAAAAAAUUGAAAAAAAGGGUCACACGUUGCCGAAGCGACAUCAAGAACGCGUGGAAGCUGCAUCAUGACAACGCGCCAAGCCACAGCGCCUUCGUUGUCAACGAUUUCCUGGCCAAGACCCACACCCCAUUGGUUUCCCAGCCUCCCUACAGUCCCGACCUGGCACCCGCAGACUUUUUUUUGUUUCCUCGUUUAAAACAAGGCCUGAAAGGAAAACAUUGGGGCACAAUUACAAACAUCCAGGCACAUGUGACAUCGGCUCUAAAGGACAUCCCGGAGAAGGCCUUUCAGGAUGCCUUCCAGGCCUGGAAGCAUCGCCUCCAAAAAUGUAUCGAUGCGGGAGGGUGCUAUUUUGAAGAUUUCUAACCAUUGGUCACCUACAAAUGGAUAAGCAAAGAGCUACAAAUCCAUGUCAACAUAGCAAAACAGUUGUUAUGGGAAUUUUAUCAAAAGUAUCAUAAAACCAAUGACAUUGAAUGCACUCAUUUGCUAAUUGGUCACCUGAAGGAUAAUGGAAUGCGCGUGGAGAUUGUCAAAUUAUCCGACGUACCUAAGGCUAAGGAAAAGUUUAAUAAAAUUAUCUCGGAACAUGUCUACAGCGUUCAUAAACCAAUCGCGAAUCUGGAGCUGCUUGCCACUUCUGGUUCGGGUGAUGUAAAAUACAGCGCAAUAAAAUGCGAUGCUUGCAAAGAGCGAAGUGAUGAAGAAAUGCAGUUGUUACGUUGGGGUGCAGCUGCUAACAAAGUUACGAUUGAAAAUACGACGAACUCAAAAUCCACAGAUCUAAUAAAUCCAUCAAAGGUAGAAAAAAAUGCAUUGACAGCAAAGAAAAAUGGAUUCAAUAAUCUAUUUAAUAUGGCUGGAAAGUCGAAGAGCCCUGAAAAAUUAAAAUCUUUCCAAGAAAACAAAGACUCAAUGAAAAAGUAUACAAAUUUGAAGGGAAAGGAGUCAGAAAAAAAUAAAGAUUUAACCGAAGGAGAGAAAGAUGAAGCCUUGAUAGGGCAAGCUAAGGGAUCGACAGAGAAGGAAAAAGACAUUGUAGAAAAGGAUAAAAAUUCUAUCCAGAAAAAUAAAGGCGUUUCUAAAGAUUCUGCACAGAAGAUUAAAAGUACCGAGAAAAAUAAAGGCUCUAAUUCCACUGCUAAAAAGGCGUCACCACCAAGCAAUUCUACGAAAAAAGGAAACUUGCAUAACUUCUUUGGAAAGGUGACAUCUCCUUCAAAGUCUGUAGAGGUAGCACCAUCAGAAAAGAAUAAUGAUAACGUCAGAAAAGAAUCUACCAAAGAGAAGAUAACUAAAGAAAAGAAGAAUUCACAUGGAAAGAAGCGAAACAGAAGCAAAGAAAUGGAUAAAAGUGCUAAAAAGCGAAAAAGAAUUGUUGUACAAAAUGAUUCUAGUGAUUCAGAGGAGCAAAGCGAUGUAGAAAUGGAGGAAUCAGUUCCGGAAGAAAUGGAGCCUGAAACUCCUACAAAACCGAGAAGCCCUUCACCACCAAGAGUGAAACAAGAAAAUGGCAAGAGAAAAGUAUUGAAGUUAGUCAAUAGAACUUACAAGGAAGGUGAAUACAUUGUAACGAAGAAAGAACAUGUUUAUGUAAGUUGUUCGGAAGAUGAAGAGGAAGAGAAAAAGGAGGAGAUAAAAAGAAAAGAGAAAAAAGCUGAAGCUCAGAUAGAGAAAGUAAAGAAGAAGCAGUCAUCGUUAACAGAUUUCUUCAAGAGAUCUUAGAAUUGUUCCAAAAUCUCUAAGUAAUUCGUAAAUAUUCAUUUGUUUUAAUGUGUAAUAUAUUACUUAUUAAUAUUGAUAACAUAAUAUGAUGUUAGUAAAUAUCAUAUAUAAUUUUAAUAAUAAUAAGUAAUGUAAAAUUAAAAGUAAGUAAUGAUAUAUAUUUUUGCAAUGCGACAUUUAUAACGCAAAAGUUAUUGCUUUAAAGCAUUUUGCAUUUGCACUUGAUAAUAAUAAAUGAUUUUUAAAUGUUCGUUGAUUACUUAAAAA
Molecule: messenger RNA, 2201 nt
Organism: Solenopsis invicta (red fire ant)
Lineage: Eukaryota; Metazoa; Arthropoda; Insecta; Hymenoptera; Formicidae
Product: DNA polymerase delta subunit 3
Exons: 2
Coding region: 726-1934 (402 amino acids)
Biological process (GO): DNA synthesis involved in UV-damage excision repair; nucleotide-excision repair, DNA gap filling; DNA replication
Cellular component (GO): delta DNA polymerase complex; nucleus
Molecular function (GO): DNA-directed DNA polymerase activity
Source: RefSeq, a predicted model, not a curated record